AACCAUGUAGUUUUAGCCUAGGGUUGCAUUUUAAUCAUACUAACAGAAAUUCUCUCAAACUCAACUCAACUCAACUCAAACGUAUUUCUCCUCCGUCCCUGCCCUGCGCCGCUCGUCUUCUGCACUUCUACAGCCACAGUCUUUCUUUAUACCUUCCCGUUGCUUUCGUUCUUGGCCAUCAUCGCCGCAGCAGUUGUGCUCUUCAAGCGUACAAGCGCUCCUCAGCCAUAGGAUAUAAUGUCAACAUUUGAAGUUCAAAACCCUAACUAAUACACAAAUCCAAAAGACACCUGCCUGAAUCCUACAUUUUGGAAGAGACUCUUCUUAAUCAUACCCAAUCACUUCAAGGCAUGGGAACCAGAGGAGUUAUUGGGGAUAAAUGGUCCAUGAGGAUUCUUUGGGCCUGUGCUAUUGGAAGUGCAAUCAGCUUAUAUAUGGUUGCUGUAGAAAGACAAGCACAAAAUAGAGAACGAGCGAUGGCUGAAAGUUUAAAUGCUAUGGAAGCAGAAUCAGGCAGUGGGGAGACUGUUUAAAUUCAGGAUUCUCUAAAUGUCAUAAGCUUUUUGUAAGCUCAUUUCAUUCCAAAAUGGGCAGCUUUAUGCAAAAGGUUACCUCUUUGUUUUCGGCAUUUGAUGUUUUGAGGAUUUAGCUCUAAUAAUAACUUUAUCUACUUUCAGAAUCUCAGAUGAAUGAUAUGAUUCAGAGGUUUUAGUGAAUAAGGGAAUAUAAGAUGGGGUGGCCUUUUGAUUUUGAUAUACAUAUGUAUCGAUGUAUAUCUCUUGUAGGUGGUCUCUCCUUUGUCAAUUGAUAAUGCUCGUCCUGGAAUAUUUAUAGGAAUGCAAUGCCUGAUAAAAAGUUAAAACUUUCUUUA
Messenger RNA from Jatropha curcas, 871 nucleotides. Its product is annotated as HrpN-interacting protein from malus protein. The record is from RefSeq and is a predicted model, not a curated record. NCBI's taxonomy places the organism in Eukaryota, Viridiplantae, Streptophyta, Magnoliopsida, Malpighiales, Euphorbiaceae.